AUGUCGCCUAGCGGCGAAAAGAGCAACCUCAAGCGGCCUCGAGUAAGUCUUUAUGCUCGCGCCGCCCAACUUUUCUUCCUUGGUUUCCUCGUCCGCAACGCUGACCACGUCCUCGUCGCAAAGGGCUCGCUGCCGGACGAACAGACCGAGAGUAAGAAGCCUCGCCGUUCCGACCGCCUCUCCGUCGAGCCCCGCGGCGCGCCCAACGGCAAGACGCAAGACAAGACGCCCGUCUCCCGCGACAACCACCUGCCAUCCCCGCUCACCAACGAUGCGACGUACGGCUCGAGCGACGCCAAGGAGCUUACUCCCACGCCUGUCGGCGCCAAGACGGUCGAGGAGACGACGCCGCGCAAGGCCGACGAUAGCUACGCACAGCUACAGGGCCUCUCCUCGCCGCCCCAGGACACGCAGCCCGUCAGCCAGCUUCUUGACAGGCAUCUCGAGUUUGCCGAGGACGCCCAAGCCGAGUCUGAGGAGGGUGUAUGGGGCUUCCUUGUUCCGCUAGACGCAAAGUAUGGCGACAAGCCCAUGGUUCUCAAGAAGCGAUGCGCCUGCCCAAACAAGGACUCGAUCAAGUUGGCCGCUGAUGCCGAGAAGAAGGAAAAUGUCGGUGAAACUCCACCCGCGAUUCAUGAAGAGGAGGCUUAUGAGCGCACACAGAUUGGCGGUAUUGCGUCUCGUGGAUAUCUCAUUGGUCGUCAUCCAGAGUGCGAUAUUAUCGUGAGCGAGGGAGUUGUCUCAAAUCGCCACUGCCUAAUUUUUACUGAAAACAACGGCAAUGACGCAGUUGCAAUUGUUGAGGACUUAUCCAGCAACGGCACAUUUGUCAACGAAGCCAUCGUUGGCCGCAAUCAGCGCCGCGAACUGGAAGACGGCGAUGAGAUUGCUGUCCAUGGUCGUGCCAGAUUCGUCUUCCGCUACCCCAAGAGUCGUCACACCAGCGCAUUCUUGCAACAAUACACGCUGCUCCAGAAGCUCGGAAAGGGCCAUUUUGCCGAGGUCUACCUGUGCAUUGAGAAAUCCACAGGCAAGCGCUAUGCCGUGAAAAUCUUCACCAAGACACCUGGCGUCGAAGAAAAAUCUAAGACAGAAGGUCUUCAACAGGAAAUUGGUAUGCUCAUGGCCGUGAGCCACCCGAAUGUGCUGUGUCUAAAAGACACGUUUAGUGAACGUGACCGCGUUUACCUCGUUCUGGAACUCGCUCCCGAGGGUGAGCUUUUCAACUAUAUCGUUGCCAAGUCCAAGCUCAGUGAGGACGAGACAAGGAAGCUCUUCAAGCAACUGUUCCAUGGUAUCAAAUACCUUCACGAGCGCAACAUUGUGCACCGUGACAUCAAACCUGAAAACAUUCUUCUAGUUGACAAGGAUCUCCACGUCAAACUGGCAGACUUUGGCCUUGCCAAGAUUAUUGGCGAGGAAUCCUUCACUACGACCCUCUGCGGUACCCCCAGCUACGUCGCACCUGAAAUUCUUGCUGAUUCUAAGCAACGCAAGUACACAAAGGCAGUCGACAUUUGGUCAUUGGGUGUUGUACUGUACAUUUGCCUGUGCGGCUUCCCGCCAUUCUCUGACGAGCUCUACUCUCACGAUUUCCCCUACACACUCUCCCAGCAGAUUAGGAGCGGCCGCUUCGACUACCCGUCGCCAUACUGGGACUCUGUCGGUGACCCAGCUUUGGACCUCAUUGAUUCCAUGCUGGUAGUCGACCCUGAAAAGAGAUUCACGGUCGACCAAUGUCUUACCCAUCCAUGGUUUACACAGCAACCGAUGAGCGUUAAUGAUAGCACCGGUGGCCUCGUCGGUGGCAUCGCUGGUCUUGAGGUGAAUCGUAGGGCCGCAAAGCGAGAGCGUACCCUGUUGUGCCACUACAAUCAGGUGCUGAUUCCUGAGCAUGUCACGGCUGGCAAUGCUAAGAACCCAGUCAAGGUCUUCAACCCCAAGGAUCGGGUCAUCAACAUUCCCCGUGAACAAGCACCGUCGGAGCAGCGAGCUCCCGCGGAAUUCAUGAGGAUGGGUGGCAAGGGAGACGAAGUCCUCUACCCUGACGACGCAAAAGGCAAAGGCGAAUAA
Messenger RNA from Cordyceps militaris CM01, 2073 nucleotides. RefSeq names its product cell-cycle checkpoint protein kinase, putative. Gene Ontology annotation, biological process: mitotic DNA damage checkpoint signaling; protein phosphorylation. NCBI's taxonomy places the organism in Eukaryota, Fungi, Ascomycota, Sordariomycetes, Hypocreales, Cordycipitaceae. The transcript has 3 exons. Gene Ontology annotation, molecular function: protein binding; ATP binding; protein serine/threonine kinase activity. Gene Ontology annotation, cellular component: nucleus. The coding region runs from base 1 to 2073 and encodes 690 amino acids. The record is from RefSeq and is a predicted model, not a curated record.